AGUUUAGAGCAAAGAUUUGGAGGUGUAGGGAGGCGGCGGCAGGAAGGGGAAGCGGCCGCUGCAAGCGCUGGGCAGCAGCCGGGCUGUGCAGAGGAAACCCGGGCCAGAGAGCCACACUAGACCCGGCGCCCAUGGACAGACUGGUCAGUUCCGACAGCUUGGCCGCCAAGAAGCCGCCGCGCUUGUCGCCUGGCUCCGGGCAGGCGAGCGUGGAGUCGCAGGACGGUCCUGCAGGGUCUCACGUUGAAUGGUGUAAACAGCUUAUAGCUGCUACUAUCUCAACCCAACAUUCAGCCUCUGUAGUGCCAGAAGCCGUCUCCAAGGACUAUAGGGAGAAUCAGGAUGGACGUAAUGGCUCCUGUAUUUCUGACCCUGACCAGGGUGUUCUCCCUUCGGUCCUGAGGGAUGGAAAUAAGGUGGCUCAAAUGGAGGAGGCACCACUCUUUCCAGGAGAAGCUAUCAAAACAAUCGCCAAAGAUGUCACGUACAUUUGCCCGUUCAUUGGAGCCAUCAGUGGAACACUUACACUAACUGACUACAAAUUGUACUUCAAAAGCGUGGAACGGGAGCCUCCAUUCACUCUCGACAUCCCACUUGGUGUCAUGAGCCGCAUUGAACAAAUCGCUGGUUUACAAGGGCACGGAGCAAGUUCCUGCGGCCUGGAGAUUGUGUGCAAGGAUAUGAGAAAUCUACGCUUCACUUACAAGCAGGAGGAGCAUGGGAAACUGGAGAUCUUUGAGAACCUCACACACUUUGCCUUUCCCGUCUCAAUAAACUUGCCACUGUUUGCAAUGAAAUAUAAGGAGAACUUCCCUGUGCAGGGCUGGAAGGUCUACGACCCAGUUGCAGAAUAUAAGAGACAGGGUCUGCCAAAUGAAAGUUGGACAAUAUCUAAAGUCAACAGCAACUACGAGCUCUGCGACACUUACCCAGCUAUUGUAGUGAUGCCAACCAACGUCAAAGAUGACGACCUGUGCAAAGUGGCGGCUUUCCGGACCAGCGGGAGAUUCCCAGUCUUGUCAUGGAUCCAUCCGGAAACCCAAGCCACCAUUACCAGAUGCAGCCAGCCAAUGGUGGGACCCAACGACAAGCGGUGCAAGGAAGACGAGAAGUACCUGCAGACCAUCAUGGAUGCCAACGCCCAGUCUCACAAGCUGACCAUCUUCGACGCUCGGCAAAACAGUGUGGCCGAUGCCAAUAAGGCCAAGGGGGGAGGAUACGAGAGUGAAAGUGCCUAUUCCAACGCCGAGCUUGUUUUCUUGGAAAUCCAUAAUAUCCAUGUGAUCCGGGAAUCUCUGAGGAAACUGAAGGACGUUGUUUACCCAGUUAUAGACGAAUCCAAGUGGCUGUCAAACAUCGACUCGACGCAUUGGUUGGAAUACAUACGGAUCUUGUUGGCGGGAGCGGUCCGCAUGGCUGACAAGGUGGAGUCGGCAAAGACCUCUGUGGUCAUCCAUUGCAGCGACGGGUGGGACCGGACCUCUCAGCUUGUGUCGCUCAGCAUGCUGAUCCUCGAUAGCUACUACCGAACCAUCAAGGGCUUUGAGGUGCUGCUGGAGAAGGAAUGGCUCAGCUUUGGACACAGAUUUGCCGUUAGAGUAGGACAUGGGGAUGAGAACCAUGCAGCCGCAGAUCGAUCGCCCAUCUUCCUGCAGUUCAUCGACUGUGUGUGGCAGAUAACCAGACAGUUUCCGGCUGCCUUCGAAUUUAAUGAGCUCUUCCUGUUGACCAUCUUGGACCAUCUGUACAGCUGUCUGUUUGGGACCUUCCUCUUCAACAGUGAACAACAGCGAGUGAAGGAGGAAGUACAGACAAAGACGGUGUCUCUGUGGUCCUACAUAAACAGCCAGCUGGAGGAGUUCACCAACCCGUUCUACGUGAAUUAUGAAAACCACGUGCUCUACCCAGUCACCAGCUUACGGCACCUGGAGCUGUGGGUGAAUUAUUACGUCAGGUGGAACCCAAGGAUGAGGCCACAGGUUCCGAUUCACCAGAACAGUAAGGAGCUCCUGGGCAUCCGGGCCGAGCUGCAGAAGAAGGUGGAGGAGCUUCAGCGUGAGGUCAGCAACCUGGCGGUGUCGUCCUCGUCCGAGAGAGCUUCCCCCACACACUCGGUAUCCCCCGUGCAGACGACCGUCUGAACCGCCCUCCGCCGUGGUCACCUGGGCACGCGAUCGACCACGGCCACCGGCACGACUGCUACAUUUACUUGAACGCUGUAAAUACAGAGUCCGUCUUUGUACGCGUGUGUUUGUGUGUGCUGCAUAUUUUUAUGUUCUGUAAACCAUUCUGUGGAUGGCCUUGAUACAGUACCACUUCAUCCUAAACCCAAGGCCUUCUUUUGCAAAGGGAAACUAAGUGCCACUGUGCAGUUCAGCCAAAACCCUUGACAAAUCACGGCUGGUGGGGCCUGAGUGGUCAAUGGGGUGAGACAAUAGACCUGAUAUCUGAGGAACGAGAGGGCCAAGUCUUUUCUGUAGCCAGCUGUGAAGGAGAUCUGUGUCUUUUCUGCUCCUCACCCCUCAGCUAAUGAUGUCCGCGCUGCCUCUCAGGAGCCCAACCCAGCCUCGUGAAUCGUAUCACAGCUCACAGAGGAGUUCCACUUUUGAUUUUUGGGAGCGGUAACUUUACUAUUAACAUUUUAACAACCUUGAUAAUAUGUAUAUAUUUUUAUAGAGUGCACAUAGACUUCUCCGUCGCUUUCCAUCUUUAAUCAUACUAUUAAUAAAUAAAAUCAAACAUUUUCCGAGGAUUAAGAAAGCCAAUGCAUUAACUAUAUAUGAUGUUGUCUGCAAUAUUCUCUCACCCAGGGCUAGGAUGUGGUGAACACCAGUGUACAGUUCGACAUUAAUUUGCAGGACAUUGUCCAUUAUUUAAGCAAGGAUUUGUUUUUAAUCUGAAGAGGUCAGCAUGAGCUGUUCGCUGUGUAACUUCAUGAGGUACUGAACUAGAAUAUGAAAAUCAUGUUUAUCAAAAAAAAGGGGGCACUGCUUCACAGUGCCAGGGUCCCAAGUUCGAUCCUGACCUCGGGUGCUAUCUGUGUGUGGAGUUUACAUUUUCUUCACGUUUCCUUCAGGCACUCUUGUUUCCUCCCACAGUUCAGACAUGUGGAUUUGUAGGCUAAUUGGUCUCUAAAUUGCCCCGAGUGUGUCAGGACUGGGUGUGUAAGUGGGACAACGUAGAACUAGUAGAUUGCUAAAGGCCACAAAGUCAGUUGGUCUGGAAUGAGCAAAGUCUUUUCUGUAUCAUUGGACAACUCGCUUUUACCUCACCACGAUUUCUCUUUCUGCUUCUGUUGACGUAAACUCACAAUCUCACUGCCAACAUUGGCAUAUCUUUGAAGUGGAUAAAUAACUCGGCUUGACGUAUUUUGUAACAUUAAGUUUCAGAAGUCCGGUUCCACUUUUAAGCAUUUUAACAGUCGGAAAUGCAAACCCGUGUGCUUGCGAUGGUGAGAUCCUUCAGUAGGGAAUAUUGGAUAAAUUUAUAUACCGUAAGCAGUUGGCAAUAAGACAUUUCAUUUUAAAUCAGAUUCAAUUUUUAAGCCAUCUAACGGUCGGAAAUACAAAUUCAUGUACUUAUGAUGAUGAUGGUGAGUUCUUACAAAUUGAGAAUAUUUGACAAAUGUAAAUACUAAAAGCAGUUGGCAUUAAGACAUGUCAUUUUAAAUAGACUGCUAAUGCGACAAGAUAACAUUUUACCUAGGGUUGGGUUUUUUUUAAAUGGUACUAUUUGGCAGAGUGGCAGAAUUCUCAGUGGAGCUCUGGUCAAUACUUAUCUCAAUCCACAUUACAAUAGCGGAGUUGUUGUUUGUGGGAUCGUGGUCGUCACAAAGAUUUUCCUGAAUACAACGAUGACCACCAAUUAUUAAAUAUUCAAUUGACUCUGCCCCGAGAUGUCUUAAAUGCUUUAAAGGUUAUGUAAAUCAUUUUCAAACAGUGAUUUAUGUCACAAUGAAUUGCUUAAUCUGUAUCUCCCAACAACAAUGUCAUGCCUUAAAACAAGGAAAUAAAAUGAAUCCUAUUACUAAAAAGGACCAAAUUAUUUGAAAUAAAGAGCAAGUGGAAAUCAUCUUUAUCUACAAGUUUAUUAAGUGGUUUUCAGUUUAGUUACAGUUCAGUAAUUAACAGCCACUUUAGAACACAAUUACAUUGAGUGUGACAAUUCUGUUAUUCAACAUAGCCAACGACAGCUGUACUCCAACUAAAAAGUAAGCAUGUCACCAUCUAUUAAAACAGUCGGACUUUGACAGGACAUAUCUCAAUCUGGUUUUGUUAAAUUUCUACACUCUGGUGCAUUA
Messenger RNA from Leucoraja erinaceus (little skate), 4300 nucleotides. It is a transcript of the gene mtmr1b, whose product is annotated as myotubularin related protein 1b. The coding region runs from base 132 to 2141 and encodes 669 amino acids. The transcript is spliced from 16 exons. NCBI's taxonomy places the organism in Eukaryota, Metazoa, Chordata, Chondrichthyes, Rajiformes, Rajidae. Gene Ontology annotation, biological process: dephosphorylation. Gene Ontology annotation, molecular function: phosphatidylinositol-3,5-bisphosphate 3-phosphatase activity. The record is from RefSeq and is a predicted model, not a curated record.